AGAGGACAGACAACAAAUGAUGUUCUACAUUUCAACUCCAUCAAAUAUUAAAUUGAUGUUUAUGGGCUAACCUGGAAACCGAAAAACAAUUUGUUUCACUACAAGAAUAAGAAAAUAUGUCCAAAUUCCUGUCGGCUGACUUAUAAAGGGAGUUUUAGAACACAACCCAAUGCAUGAGGUACUCCUUAAGUCCUGACAACCAUCUUGAAGAUGGAAUCAUGAAUAUGGCAAAUUUUCUACGGGGCUUUGAAGAAAAGGGGAUAAAGAACGACAGGCCUGAGGACCAGUUGAGCAAAGAGAAAAAGCAAAUUCUUUUCUCCUUCUGUGAGGUGUGCAACAUCCAGCUGAACUCUGCAGCCCAGGCUCAGGUGCAUUCCAACGGCAAAUCCCACCGCAAACGAGUGAAGCAGCUGAGUGAUGGGCAGCCCCCACCACCCGCCCAGGCCAGCCCCAGCAGCAACAGCAGCACAGGCAGUACAUGCCACACUACUACCCUUCCUGCUCUUGUGCGCACACCUACCCUGAUGAUGCAGCCUUCACUGGAUAUCAAACCAUUUAUGUCUUUUCCAGUGGACAGUAGUUCUGCUGUUGGGCUCUUUCCAAAUUUUAACACAAUGGAUCCUGUGCAAAAAGCGGUUAUUAACCAUACAUUUGGAGUAUCCAUUCCCCCAAAGAAGAAACAAGUUAUUUCUUGUAAUGUCUGUCAGCUUCGCUUUAACUCAGAUAGCCAGGCCGAGGCCCACUACAAAGGAAGUAAACAUGCCAAGAAGGUCAAAGCACUAGAGGCAACGAAAAAUAAACCCAAAAUGGUUCCUUCCAAGGACAGCGCAAAGGCUAAUCCCAGCUGCUCCAUCACUCCAAUCACAGGCAACAACUCUGACAAAUCAGAAGAAAAAGGGAAGUUAAAAGCCAGCAGUUCCAGUCAGCCAUCAAGCUCUGAAAGUGGCUCAUUUCUCCUCAAAUCUGGCACAACACCCCUGCCACCUGGAGCAGCCACUUCUCCCUCCAAGAGCACAAAUGGAGCUCCCGGUACUGUUGUUGAAUCAGAAGAAGAAAAAGCCAAAAAAUUACUUUAUUGUUCACUAUGCAAAGUGGCUGUGAACUCCCUGUCACAGCUAGAGGCACACAACACAGGAUCUAAACACAAGACCAUGGUUGAAGCUCGUAAUGGGGCUGGUCCAAUUAAAUCCUAUCCUAGACCUGGAUCAAGAUUAAAGAUGCAGAAUGGCAGUAAGGGGUCAGGACUACAGAACAAGACAUUUCAUUGUGAAAUCUGUGAUGUUCAUGUUAAUUCAGAAAUUCAACUCAAACAGCACAUUUCUAGCCGAAGGCAUAAAGAUCGAGUUGCAGGGAAACCACUGAAGCCAAAAUACAGCCCUUACAACAAACUCCAGCGGAGCCCGAGUAUUCUAGCAGCAAAACUUGCAUUCCAGAAAGAUAUGAUGAAGCCUUUGGCCCCAGCCUUCCUGUCCUCACCUCUCGCAGCGGCGGCAGCCGUGUCCUCUGCGCUGUCACUCCCACCCCGGCCCUCCGCCUCACUCUUCCAGGCUCCAGCCAUUCCUCCAGCUCUUCUGAGGCCUGGGCAUGGGCCCAUCCGCGCCACUCCUGCCUCCAUCCUCUUUGCUCCGUACUAACGUCUGCAAACCCCAAGACGUUUGAGGCCAGUAGGAAGUUGAGAAAGAAAGCCACAAGGAUUCAGCAAUUUAAGCAGUUUGUGUUGCAGUACCCCCAUUCACUCACAAAAUGCAGCCCACCACCCAGCUCCCCAAUUCCAAAGAGAAACACAUCACUAGAUUCAUGAGGGCUUUUAGAGACUGCUCCUAUAAUUUAGGAAUCUGAGCAGCAUAGGCUUUAUCUCCCUAUUUCCUUCCCCACCCUACCCCGUUCAAUUUGUGUAUCUCAGAUAUUUGAUUUCUUGAACAUGUAUUGGUCAGAAAGAAAAAGAAAGAAAAUCAUUCUCUAUUUUUCCAUGGGUAUGAUCUGGCUUAAAACAAUAUGGAAUAUUUUCCUGACAGACUUGAAAACUAGGAUCUUCCUCAGAUGUCUGUAAAUAACUCUGGUAUCCAACUGGGUGUAUUCUAGUGUGGAACAAAAAUCAAUGAACACAAGUGCUUACUUGUGGAUACUAUCUUACCAACGAAUCACAAAGUUCUCUUUUUGGUGUACUGUUGUUGACAGGGAUUGUGUACUGUUUCGACCCAAGUACUGUUGUAUCCUGUGUAGUACUAGAUCUGUAUCUCUUGUCUGAAUUAAACAUUUUUAGUUGCUGUGUAAAUGUUAGGAAGCAAAGUAGCUUUGAAUUUUCUCUUUAAGAGAACAAAAGAUAAAAUAAUGUAUUUUCUUUAUUUCACAUUUUAUUUGGAGAUAUUUAAAUGAAAUAGAAAGCCAUAUAACAUAGCUAUAAUUACUACCUGUUUGCUAUUUUUGUUUAACUUAUUUUGUAGCUUCCUCACUGGUUUGUGUUGCUAAGCAAACGUAUACAAACAGAAAAAGAGCUUCCUAAAUUGCACAUUUUUGCACCUCUUGUGCAUUCUGCAAGAAGACAAUGAAUCCAUGUAUUUCUAUAUAAGUAUCUUCUUCAUUUUUAACGUGUUUUCAUUUGUAAUGAUGCUACACAAUUUUGUGGCUCCCUAAUGCAAUAAUGUACAGAAGAUAAAAAAAUUUAUAAUUGAACAAUUUGUCUUUCUGUUCACUGAAUAUAUUGCAGGUCAUGCUCCCAUGCCCCCCUUUCUAAGCCGAUAUCGACAAGACUGGAAUGUUUGUGAUAUCAGGGGCAAGAGUUAUCAUAAAACAACAAAAUGGAGUGGACUCUUUUAGAGCAUCUAUAUCUGCAACCUGUAAAUGGUAAAAUGUCUGUGUAUUUUUUUAAAUGUACCUUUUCAAUAAAAGUACAAAAAAUAAAA
Symphalangus syndactylus (siamang) is the source of this 2903-nucleotide messenger RNA. RefSeq names its product zinc finger protein 385B (gene ZNF385B). NCBI's taxonomy places the organism in Eukaryota, Metazoa, Chordata, Mammalia, Primates, Hylobatidae. Gene Ontology annotation, molecular function: zinc ion binding; nucleic acid binding. The record is from RefSeq and is a predicted model, not a curated record. Gene Ontology annotation, cellular component: nucleus.